AUGCCGCAGCCAGGCUUUCCCUGGAAUUCCCAGGCACGAGACAAUGAGAAAGAGUUGAUAAUAAUACCAGAAGAGAGCAGGGCUACAGCUGGGCCAGAUGUAGGGAAACCAGGCGACCUCCCAAAAUCCGAAAAAAACGCUUCUCCCACCGAGCAUUCUCAACAAAGGAAGCCAAGUAUAGGGCAUGGGAAACGUUGGAAUGGGUCAUCAAAAGCCCCCCCAAGGGUCAAAACACCAGUGUUGAGGUCUCUGUCCGAUACCACUACAUCAACAUCAAAACCAAAGUCCCCGCUGCCAGUUCGGACCAUUCCGCGUGAGUUCACUCAAUAUGAAGCACGUAACAUUACGACUAAUGUAGCUCUAGCAUGGGUGCGAGAUGUAGAAGAGGAUGACCUCGUCGAUCCUCAAUUUCAGUUUCCAGGCGCGCCGCACGCUGCGUUGGUUGCACAUCAUAACCACUCCCCGUCGACAGCCCGACAGCCGCUUCUUUCGGGCGAGCAUCCUCAUGACGAUGAAUUCGUCACAUCCUCUGGCCAUCUUCGGCCAGAACGGACGUCGAGAUGGAUAACUUUUGCUCAGGCAAGUGCCUAUCCUCAUGAAGAUUUCAAUGGCGAAAAGGUGGAUCCAGAAUAUCUCGACCAGCACUUUACCGACUAUUCCAAACCCUGGCUCGACGGUCGCGACGAGGAGAACGCAGAUGACGAUACCAGCAGGUAUCGCGCAUUCCGCAAAAAGAGGCAGGUGUGGUACAAGCGGGCUCAGUUCACCAUCCUCCGGAAUCCGUUCAUCCCUCUGGCUUUCCGACUGACGGUUUUCCUGUUCGCCCUCAUAGCCGUUGCGCUAGGCACAUCAAUCUUCCAUGAGACUGGGAAGAUCAUCAAGUGCAUCCACCAACACCCGCGCAGCGAGCAGUGUGUGGCCUUGGUGGGCACAGAAGAACUGGACUAUUACCGAGAUCCUUCUGGACUCAUGGCCGUCAUUGUCGAUGCCAUCGCUCUGGCUUACACCUUAUACAUUACGUACGAUGAGUACUUCUCUAAACCUUUAGGACUGCGACCUGCCCGGGCGAAAGUGCGUCUCGUCCUCUUGGAUUUGUUCUUUGUCGUAUUCCAGUCGGCAAACCUUGCCUUGAGUUUCGAGUCGUUGACUGUCGAUGAAGGAGCUUGCAAAGUAGGCCACGAACCCAGGACGUCCAGCCGGUUCGACAAUGUUUGCGAUCGGGCAAAAGCACUGAGCGGGGUUUUGUUGGUGUCUUUGGUAGCAUGGCUGCUGACUUUCUCCAUCAGUGUUUUAAGGUAUGCUCACCCUUCUGAAAAUUCACGUCCCAAGUGCUGA
Molecule: messenger RNA, 1335 nt
Organism: Capronia epimyces CBS 606.96
Lineage: Eukaryota; Fungi; Ascomycota; Eurotiomycetes; Chaetothyriales; Herpotrichiellaceae
Exons: 1
Coding region: 1-1335 (444 amino acids)
Biological process (GO): positive regulation of catalytic activity
Cellular component (GO): fungal-type vacuole; cell periphery
Source: RefSeq, a predicted model, not a curated record